CCCAUGGCCAAGCGGCGUGCGGCCGAGCCGCUGACGUUCCACGUGCCUUGGAAGCGGCUCCUGCUCUGCGACUUCCCCGAGGAGCCGCCGCCGCCGCUCUGGAUCCCGCCGCCGGGGGCCUCGCAUCCCGGGCAGCCCGUCGGCGUCCCGGAGCCGCCCCGAAAGCGCAAAAUCGACGCGGGGGCUAUGACUGAGGCUUCAGCUUCGCCCAGCAAGCGCCGCGACGGCGGGGACACCAGCGUUCCGGGCGGCGUGGAGCGUGAGGGCCAAGGCCUGGAGACGGGCGAGCCGCAGUUGCUGCAGCCUCCCGUGCGGCCCCGCGGGCCGGGGGAGGAGCCCCGGGGCGCCCGGCCCCCGAGGGGCGGUGGCGACGACGGGGCGGGGCGCACGGAGCCCCCACGGGGAGACUGGGGGGCCGCACCGCGCCAGCUCAAUGAAGAAUUCUGGCAGUAUAACACCUUCCAGUACUGGAGGAAUCCCCUGCCACCUAUUGAUCUGGCAGACCUCGAAGACAUCAGCGAAGGCAGCCUGCGGGAAGCAAGGCUUCAGGGCAAGAACGAAGUGGUUGAGAUCGACAUGGAGUCCUGACAUAAGCACCUGAACAAUAGGUCUUUCGGCUUCGGCCUUUGAGGCGACCUCUCUUAAGUGAAUUUGCAUAUUCUUAAGGAGAAAAGUUAUUUUCCAUACUUGAUGCGAUACCAUUCCCAAACCUGAAAAAUGAGGAAGAGUUGUUUUAAAGAUAAAUGCCUGUGGUCACUACUGAAACUCCCAAGAGGGAUUUGUCAAGGAUCUAGUGCAGUUAGAGGGGAAGUAUUUUAUAUAUGUACUCUCAAAGAAAUAUUUAUGUUUAGAUUCUGAAUUUGAAAAUAUUGGUCUUCUAAAAAAGAAUUCUGACAGUUUUAGAAACAGGUGGGAAAUGCUCAAAUGUUCCUCUUGUCUGUACCAAAAAGUUAAUUUGUGGUACGUGAAAUGAAUAUUGUUUUUUACCUGUUAUUAAUAAAAUGCUUUCUAGUACAUCGUAUCGACUCUUCUUAGUUGAACAAAUAACUGACUUAAACAUCUAUGCAAACUUAAAGUGCGGGGGACUCUUCAAGGUGGUAUAGUUUUAAAAGAACUUUCUAAAUGUAAAGCGUAACAUAGAAUUUCAAUUUGGGGAGCAUGUUUGCAUAGCUUCCAGUAUUUGAUAUUUGUUUAACUCUACUCUGGGGAAUCAAAAAUGGAUAGAGAACAAUGAGAAGUGAAGAGGUUCUUCCCUCCCCCUUUUCCCAGGUUAAGAGGAAAGAAAUUUAGUGGUAUUAAUUUCUUGGCUUUGAGUUGCUUUGAGGGCACGGUUUUUAUUGCUUAUUGCUUCAGACUUACAGUUCUCAACACUGGCAACACUUCAGAAAUCUUUGCCUGAGUAGCACUCAAGAGAUUCCCGUUUAACUGUCUGAGAUGGGCCUUGGGUAUAGCUAUUUUUUUAGGCACCGAUCCUCCUCCUUUUCCCCAAUCCUAAUAUGCCGACAGCUUUGAGAACCACUAAACUGAUGGUAGUUUUUCCUGUUUAAAGGAGAUAACAUUUGACGUGAAACAGCACCUCUUAAUUAGCUUUGUUUUUAUUUCACUCUACUGAUGGAUUUGUUACAAGUAACUUAC
Puma concolor (puma) is the source of this 1635-nucleotide messenger RNA. RefSeq names its product chromosome D4 C9orf40 homolog (gene CD4H9orf40). The record is from RefSeq and is a predicted model, not a curated record. NCBI's taxonomy places the organism in Eukaryota, Metazoa, Chordata, Mammalia, Carnivora, Felidae.